Messenger RNA from Entamoeba invadens IP1, 1371 nucleotides. RefSeq names its product proto-oncogene tyrosine protein kinase FER, putative. Lineage: Eukaryota; Evosea; Mastigamoebida; Endamoebidae. Gene Ontology annotation, molecular function: protein kinase activity; ATP binding. The transcript is spliced from 3 exons. Gene Ontology annotation, biological process: protein phosphorylation. The record is from RefSeq and is a predicted model, not a curated record. Bases 1 to 1371 code for a protein of 456 amino acids.
AUGUCACUCUCGAAGGAGUCAUACACUUCUUCUGUUGGGUUACGAGCGUCUGUGAAAUUUCCGUUUGAGAUCGAGCCGCAAGUCACCAAAUUGACAUUUGGGCACCAUUAUGCGAUCCAAGGUGUUCCGAUGAGUGAGACGAUCACAUUUAUCAACACCACGAAUGAUGGAUAUCGGAUGACCACGGUGAUGAGUACAAGCCCCAAAUACACGAUGGAGGUCGACGAAGAGAAAAUUGAUAUUAAAAAGAAGAGCCGGAAAUCCGUCACAAUAACGAUAUGUUUCAACACGGUAGCAACUGUUGGGUUGACCGGCGAAGUGACGUUUCAAGUGAGGAAGAAAGUGUUGAUAGGGAGAGAAGAGAGUGUAUUAGGGUUACGGUUUCAGAUGUAUGGGGUGAUCCCCAAAGUGUCCUCGAAAGAGAUCAUUCAAAUCACGGACAAACCAGUAUCGAUCUCGCCAUCGCCACAUGUUGAGCAUCAACAAAACAUCGAACGGUGUGAAAGUCUACCGCUCAAAGGCAAAUUAAUUGAAGACAAAAAGCUUCAUAAAGAGAAGUCUGCAGGAUCGUAUGACAAAGAGAUGGAAGUGAUAUUAGAGAAGUUACGAACGAUGGAAGAUGAAGUGAAGGUAGGCGAAGUCAAAGGGAAACCAGUUGAGUACAAAGGCGAACUUGCGUAUCUCUUUAAAUACGACAAAACGAUCCCCGACAUGGACAAAACGUUUGAGAAUGUUAUAACGGCGUAUACCGAUAUACAUCACCCAACGGUAGUUCAAAUGGUAGCUAUUAACUUCCAUUCAAACUUCUUGUUAUUAGAGGCAGAUACACAACAUAACUUGGAAAUGAUAUUGGAAGAACAAUUGCCACUGAAAUUUGUGUUGCGGUGUUGCGUCAAUUUGGCGACGGCGUUGCAAUACCUUUCGAGCGAGAAAAUCCUCCAUCGGAACGUGAAACCGAACAAACUGAGACUUGUCAAGAAAACGUUAAACGGAAUGACCCACGUCAAAUUACACGACUUCUCGUGCGCAGUCCGAAUCGCGCCGGGAGAGGUGUUAAAAGAGAAAGUUGGGACAUUGGAAUAUAUGUCUCCAGAAAUCUUAAGAGGAGAGGGCUACGGACUUAAAAGUGAUGUUUAUAGUUUUGCGAUGACGAUGUAUACCCUUUUCUCUGGGAAGAAGCCAUUUGGUGGGAUGAGUGUGAGUAAGAUACAAGAAUUUGUGAGGGCAGGCAGAAGGCUGAGCCCGUCAGAGAAAAUCCCGAUACCAAUCAUCGCCGUCAUUAAUAAGUGUUGGGCGGAAGACCCUGCGACACGACCGGAGUAUAAAUGGAUAGUUGACACGUUGAAUGACUUUUCUCGGACGUUAGUGUGA